Molecule: messenger RNA, 2316 nt
Organism: Beta vulgaris subsp. vulgaris (sugar beet)
Lineage: Eukaryota; Viridiplantae; Streptophyta; Magnoliopsida; Caryophyllales; Amaranthaceae
Product: protein trichome birefringence
Exons: 5
Coding region: 196-1893 (565 amino acids)
Cellular component (GO): Golgi apparatus
Molecular function (GO): O-acetyltransferase activity
Source: RefSeq, a predicted model, not a curated record
AGUUCUUACAACUAUUUAAGCUAAAGACAAAAAAUAUUACACUUUCCAUAAUUAGCAUGCAUGAAGCGCACACUAGAUUCACAAAGCACCUGAAUUACACCUGAACUAGCAACUACUCUCUCUCUUGUCGCGCAACUGAAAUCCCAUAGCAAAGUUUAAUUUCUGGAGUUUUUGCUGCUGCGGAAGAAUUAACAAAUGCGAUAUCAAUCAAAACCCAAUCUUUCUGUAAUUUCUGAUACCAGAAAAUCCAUGCUUUUUCUUUACUUAUUUAUGUUAUUCUUCAUCCUUUGCACAUUUUUCAUUCUCUUCAUUCCUUCAUCUUCAUCUUCUCCUUUGCUUCUUAAAAACAUUGUUAACUUCAAAGAUCGCUUUUUUCUUUCUUCUAAUGGUUCUCAUUUCUCUUCUUUUUUCUCUCAUUUCUUCCCCAAUUCUUCAUCUUCUGAUGUUUUGUUAAAUUCAAGCUUACCCAUCUCUCCAAAUUCCACUUUUCAAUUAGGGUUUAAUGUAUCAUCAUCUAAUAAUUCUAGUAAAAAUGAUUCUAUUUUGAGUAAUUCUUCAUCAGUUGAAGAAAAAUCGGAGAAUAAUUUGUCAAAUUCAAGCUUACCCAUCUCUCCAAAUUCUACUUUUCAAUUAGGGUUUAAUGUAUCAUCACCAUCAUCUAAUAAUUCUAUUUUGGGUAAUUCUUCAAAAGUUGAAGAAUAUUCAGAGCAUAAUACAUUGAUUUCUGAAACCCAGAAUUCUCAUGAGGUUAAAGUGAAUAGUACAAUGACAAAUUUGCCCUCUCAAUCAAAAUCUUAUAACAUUAAAGGGAACAACAAAAGUGAUGAAUUUUAUGAGUCAAUGGUUUAUUGUGAUCUGUUUGAUGGGAAAUGGGUUAAAGAUGAUUCUUACCCAAUUUAUGAACCUGGGUCUUGCCCUUAUAUUGAUGAACCCUUUAAUUGUUAUCUUAAUGGUAGGCCUGAUAAUGCAUAUGAAAAGUAUAGAUGGCAGCCUCAUGGGUGCAACAUUCCUAGAUUGAAUGGCACACAUAUGUUGGGAUUGUUGACAGGGAAGCGUAUGGUGUUUGUUGGUGAUUCUUUGAAUAGGAAUAUGUGGGAAUCUCUUGUAUGUUUACUAAGAAAUUCAGUGGAAAACAAAACCAGGGUUUAUGAAGUAUCUGGAAGAGAAGAAUUUCGCACUGAGGGUUCUUAUGCCUUUAUAUUCGAAGAUUACAACUGCUCUGUGGAGUUCUUUAGGUCCCCAUUCUUGGUUAGAGAAUGGGAAAUACCUGAUGAAAAUGGGUUGAAGAAGGAGACACUGAGGCUUGAUUUAGUUGAAAGCUCAUCUGAAAAAUAUAAAGAUGCAGAUUUUCUAAUCUUCAACACUGGACAUUGGUGGAGUCAUGAAAAAACGUCAAGGGGGGAGAGUUACUAUCAAGAAGGUAGCCAUGUCUAUACUCAAUUAGAGGUCAAUGAGGCGAUUCGUCGAGCAGUGACAACCUGGGGAAGAUGGCUGGAUGCUAAUGUGAAUCCCACGAAAACACAAGUUUUUUUCAGGGGAUAUUCUAAUUCUCAUUUUGGAGGUGGAAAGUGGAAUGCUGGUGGAAAGUGUGAUAUGUAUACUGAGCCAAUCAAGAAUGAUACAGAUUUACCAGAGCAACCUCCUAUGAUCAAAGUAGUGGAGAAUGUGAUCAAAUGGACAAAAGUACCAGUUUAUUAUCUUAACAUCACAACACUAACUGACUACCGAAAAGAUGCUCAUCCUGCAGCUUAUAGAACACAACAGGAGAGGCGUGCGCCUUCAAGAUACCAAGAUUGUGCGCAUUGGUGCCUUCCCGGUGUUCCUGAUACAUGGAAUGAACUUGUUUAUUCUCAAAUUUUGAUUAGACUUCACCAGAAGCAAAAACUACAGUAAGGAGAAACUUAAUUUAAAUGAUAAUGUGAAUAAAUAGUUCUUGCUUCACUCACUAGAUGGUCUGUGUUCAUAGUUUCUGAAAAGGCCUUUUUUGGAUAGCGAUGACAAAUUUAUUGUAUUUUAUAGAUAGAAUGAGUAAAAAAAAGGAUAGGGAUCAGCAAGUAUCAGUGUAGGGUGCGCGUAUAAGUUGUAACUAGAAUGCAUAGUUUCAUUUUCUUGCAUUUCAAAGGUUUUUUUUUUGACUUGCAUGUUACCACUCUAUGUGAGUUCCAUCACAUCCUUGUGAUCCACAAAAGUUGGCAUUAUUUUUGUAGUAAGUUAUGUUUGUUACUUUGAUUUUGCAAAAUAGACAUUAUUUUGUAAUAAGUUAUGUUAUUACUAUGAUUUUGCAAAUUUAUACGGAUUAUCAUGAUCAGUUUUCAA